CCCCCCCCCCUCCCUAGGCGGCGGGAAGUGGCUUUCGGCGGACGCUCGGACGGACGGAGGGACGGAGUGACUCACGCCCAGAGCUGAGGCUUCACUACAAACACUCUCCGAAAUCCCUGCUCGGUUUUCUGAAGGGACGAUGUCGGCCAACUACCGGUGGGGAGGCCCCAGUAGCGGCGAGAGCCGUAUCUACGUUGGGAACCUGCCGACCGACGUGCGGAUCCGCGAUAUCGAAGAUAUCUUCUACAAGUACGGGAAAAUUCGAGACAUCGACCUGAAGAAUAAACGCGGAUCCCCGCCAUUCGCCUUCGUGGAGUUCGAGGAUCCGAGAGAUGCACAAGACGCAGUCUAUGGAAGAAAUGGUUAUGAUUAUGGAGUCUAUCGUUUACGGGUGGAAUUCCAGAGAGGGAGAGGAAUUGGCGGAGUCGGCGGUGGAUCUAGAGGAAGACCAGGACCAGCUGCCCGCAGAUCAGAUUUCAGGGUCAUUGUCUCUGGACUUCCUCCCUCUGGCAGUUGGCAGGAUUUGAAGGAUCACAUGCGAGAGGCUGGUGAUGUUUGCUAUGCAGAUGUUCUGGGUGAAGGUGCUGGAGUGGUGGAAUUCCUCCGUAAGGAGGACAUGGAUUAUGCAGUGCGGAAGCUUGAUGAUACAAAGUUUCGCUCUCAUGAGGGAGAAACUGCUUAUAUUAGAGUUCGUGCAGACAAGCCCAGAAGUUCUAGUUACGGCAGGUCAAGAUCAAGGUCCCUUUCUAGAGGUCGUUAUUCUCCUUAUCAAAGUAGGAGCUCCCCUCGGUAUUCACCGAGACCCCAAUAUAGAUGAGGACUUGAUAGUCAAAAAUUUACUUUUUAAUCCACAUUCCAUCAUUGGCCGUUAGUUUCUUUUCCUUCAAUUCUAUAUUUCGUGAUAUGCUUUGAAUUAAAUAAACUUGAUUUUUUUCUUUUUUAAUUAUUGA
Chiloscyllium plagiosum (whitespotted bambooshark) is the source of this 950-nucleotide messenger RNA. Its product is annotated as serine/arginine-rich splicing factor 1A-like. Gene Ontology annotation, molecular function: mRNA binding. The record is from RefSeq and is a predicted model, not a curated record. Gene Ontology annotation, cellular component: cytoplasm; nucleus. NCBI's taxonomy places the organism in Eukaryota, Metazoa, Chordata, Chondrichthyes, Orectolobiformes, Hemiscylliidae.